AUGUCCGACGACGAGGAUUUUAUGCAGGAGUCCGAUGAAGAGCAGUACGAUUUCGAGUAUGAAGAAGACGAGGACGAAGAUUCCAGCGAUGUCGAUAUCGAAAAUAAAUACUAUAAUGCGAAGCAGCUGAAGCUCAGCAGCCCGGAGGAGGCUGUGGACGAGUUUAUCGCAAUCCCCCAGCUGGAGCCUGAAAAGGGCGAGUGGGGAUUCAAAGGUUUGAAGCAGGCGAUCAAACUGGAAUUUAAGCUGGGCAGAUACUCAGAGGCGGCGAACCAUUUCGAAGAGCUCCUCACAUAUGUCAAGUCCGCUGUUACACGAAACUACUCUGAAAAAUCGAUAAACAAUAUGCUAGACUACAUUGAAAAGGGCGCCGAUGGAAACGAUGCGGUUCAGAGCAUGGAGAAGUUUUACUCAUUGACACUCCAGAGCUUCCAGAGUACCAACAAUGAACGCCUUUGGCUAAAGACCAACAUUAAGCUUGUCAAGCUAUUGUUGGAUCGCAAAGAAUACGCUACAGUCUCAAAGAAACUUCGAGACUUACAUAAAGCCUGUCAAAAGGAGGACGGCACUGACGAUCCGAGCAAAGGAACCUACUCCCUUGAGAUUUACGCCCUCGAAAUUCAGAUGCUUGCUGAGACGAAAAACAACAAGCAACUCAAGGCGCUGUAUCAACGCGCUCUCAAGGUCAAAUCAGCGGUACCGCAUCCCAGAAUUAUGGGCAUUAUCCGAGAGUGUGGUGGUAAAAUGCACAUGAGUGAGGAGAACUGGAAGGAAGCUCAGAGCGACUUUUUCGAAUCGUUCCGCAACUACGACGAAGCAGGCUCCCUUCAACGCAUACAAGUACUCAAGUACCUGCUUCUCACGACAAUGCUCAUGAAGUCGGACAUUAAUCCGUUCGACUCGCAAGAGACGAAGCCAUACAAGUCGGAUCCUCGCAUUUCAGCCAUGACUGAGCUUGUGGAUUCGUAUCAGCGAGAUGAUGUGCAUGGUUACGAGAAGGUUCUGCAGAAAAACCAGGACAUCCUCGCCGAUCCGUUUAUCGCCGAGAAUAUCGAUGAAGUCACACGCAACAUGCGUACCAAGGGUGUCCUGAAGCUUAUUGCCCCUUAUACAAGAAUGAAGCUGGAGUGGAUCGCCAGACAGCUGAAGAUCUCGCAGCCCGAGGUCCAAGACAUCCUGGGAUUUCUCAUUGUCGACGGGAAAAUCAACGGCCAGAUUGACCAGCGCGAUGGCGUACUCGAGAUUACCUCUGCCGCCGAUGCGGAACGGGUCAGAGCCAUGAGCCAGCUUACUAAAUCGAUUUCCGAUUUAUUUGGUGCGGUAUUCCAAGAUGGAGAUGGAUUCCGGAAUAAUGAUCAGGGAUCCAUUGCAGAUGGGCCCAUGUACGAUGGAGAUACGAUGAGUAUGGGAAGGCACGGGAGGGGACUGGUGCAUAAUCGGAGGGCUAAGGCGUCCCAGACUUGGACCUAA
Messenger RNA from Akanthomyces muscarius, 1470 nucleotides. RefSeq lists its product as uncharacterized. Bases 1 to 1470 code for a protein of 489 amino acids. The record is from RefSeq and is a predicted model, not a curated record. The transcript is spliced from 3 exons. NCBI's taxonomy places the organism in Eukaryota, Fungi, Ascomycota, Sordariomycetes, Hypocreales, Cordycipitaceae. Gene Ontology annotation, cellular component: COP9 signalosome. Gene Ontology annotation, biological process: protein deneddylation.